Messenger RNA from Entamoeba dispar SAW760, 1437 nucleotides. RefSeq lists its product as uncharacterized. The record is from RefSeq and is a predicted model, not a curated record. Lineage: Eukaryota; Evosea; Mastigamoebida; Endamoebidae. The transcript has 3 exons. Bases 1 to 1437 code for a protein of 478 amino acids.
AUGUUCGAUCUUGAGUCUUUUAAUAAAAUAUUGUUUAACCAAGAGUCAGGUGUUAUUUUUGCUAUUUGUUCAAAUUUAAUUUAUAAUAUUAAUGACAAAGAAUGCAUUAAGAAUGCAGAAAUUUUAAUGAAAUAUUUUCAUGCACAUGGCAGAUUAGAAGAAUUAAUUAUUUGGGCAUUUAAUAAACAAAUUAUUACAAAAGAAAACAAUAAAAGUUAUGUAAAUAGUUUAAUGACAUUAGUUAAAUUAUUUCAUAGUGUUCAUGACCAUCAAUCAGAAAUUUUAAAUAAAUUUUCUCCAUUCUUUAUUCAUUUAGUAAAAAUUAUUUUUAAGAGAAUUGACCAAUUGGUUGAAGAUAAAGAAGGAUUAAUUAAAAAUGAUAUCUUCAAUGUGAUGGUAAGAAGUAUCUUUAAUAUUGUUUCUAAUGAUAUUGGAUUUUUUAAACAAAUUGUUGGAAUUGAUUUUUAUGAAAGAAAUUCAAAAGUUUUAACAUUUAUUUCUCAAUUAAUUACAAGAGUUGUUGGUGUUAAAACAACUGAUAAUGAUAUUCUUGCACACCAACUAAGAAGCAUGUUAAAUAAAGAAGUUGAUAUUGAUAAUUUAUUAUUAUCUAAACAUAUAAUGAAUAGUCCUGAUGAUGAUAGUUGCAGGUUCAUUGAAUUAACACCAGAAAUUGUUAUUGACAUAGUUAUGUUAAUGAAAACAAAUGCACUUCCAAUGAAAAAAUAUUUGAAUAAUAGUAUUAGUUCACAAAUAUAUCAAUCAUUAGAAUUUUUUACAAGUAAUAUUGAUGAUUAUUAUACAUAUGAAAAUUUAAUUCAUUCAUUAAAUCAAUUUGUUCAUGAUUAUUAUGUACAAUUAUAUAUCAACGUAGGACAGGCUGAUAAAAUUGAAGAGCAAUUUUAUCUAAUAAAGGAAGAAUAUGAUGAAAAGUUUUUUGAAUUAGAAGAAAAGAAGAGAAAGAAUCAAUUAUUGUUAGAACGAUUAAAUGAACUUAAAAAAAGAAAAGGGAUUCUUGGAAUAUCAAAAGAUUGUUUAAAAUCAUCAAAUCUUUCUUUAAAUUCAAAUGAAUUAAAAUCAAGUCAAAAAAAGAAAACUUCUUUAUAUGAUUCUUCUCUUAAAAAUAUGUUUGAGAGUAUGGAAAAAAAACAUAAAGAAAGAAUAGAGUCACUUAAAGAAAUAAGAGAAAAACGUAUUGAACAAAUGAGAGAGAAAAAGAAACAAAUAAAAAAAGAGUGGAGUUCAAAUUGGAAGGAGUUUAAGGAAAUUCGUGAAGAAGAAAAAAGAAAGAAAGAACUUAAGAAAGCACUGAAAAAAGAAAAAAGAGAAGAAAAGAAAAGAAAAAAAGAAUUUGGAGAUUUAACAAGUGAAAUAUCAAGCAUAUCUAUGAGCACUUCUACAACAAAUUUGAGAGAUAAUAGUUCUGAAAUUAAUUAA